Branchiostoma belcheri (Belcher's lancelet) is the source of this 1005-nucleotide messenger RNA. RefSeq lists its product as uncharacterized. Gene Ontology annotation, molecular function: oxidoreductase activity. NCBI's taxonomy places the organism in Eukaryota, Metazoa, Chordata, Leptocardii, Amphioxiformes, Branchiostomatidae. The transcript is spliced from 7 exons. The coding region runs from base 31 to 978 and encodes 315 amino acids. The record is from RefSeq and is a predicted model, not a curated record.
CACUGUGACGAGGCUACAGCGCAUGUCAUCAUGGACAGGUUCGCUGAGCUGGGAGGGAACUUCAUAGACACAGCCGACAUCUAUCAGUACGGAGUGUCUGAGGAAUAUGUGGGCAGCUGGCUAUCCAUGAAAGAGCGGGAGAAAUUUGUCAUUGCCACAAAGGUGUGUGCACCCAUGGACCCUACAUACAAGGACCCAAACCAGCUAGGACUGAGCAGGCAUCACAUUAUGGACUCUAUUGACAAAAGUCUGAAAAGGCUUCAGACAGAUUAUGUGGAUCUCUACCAGAUCCAUCGUUGGGAUGAUGGUACGCCCAUAGAGGAGACCAUGAGAGCCCUGAAUGACCUGGUGCGAGCUGGGAAGGUGCGUUACAUCGGUGCGAGUAACGUGACAGGCUGGCAGCUACAGAAGAUCGUGGAGCUUGGAAGGACCAUGGGGCUGAACAAAUGGAUCACUCUGCAGGCCCAGUACAGCCUGCUCUGCAGGUAUACUGAGUGGGAGUUGGUGGAGAUUUGCAGGAGGGAGGGACUGGGCUUGUUGCCAUGGAGCCCACUUAAAGGAGGUUGGCUGACUGGAAAGUUCACGUGUGACAUGACGGCCGCUCCUGCUGACACACGGGUGGGCUGGGCCUCGGAGAAGGAGGGACGGAAGUCGCAGGCUGCCCCUGACUUCCAGCAGUAUGCUCACAAUGAGAAGUUCUGGGCCCUGGACAAAGUCUUAAAACGUGUGGCAAAGGAGCAAGGUAAGAGUGUAGCCCAGGUGUCUCUCCGCUGGCUGCUGCAGAAGGACACGGUGUCGUCUGUCAUCAUCGGGGCGAAAACUCUGCAGCAGCUGGAGGACAACAUGGGGGCUGCAGCUGGCUGGGAGCUUACACAGCAGCAGAUGGCUGACCUGGAUGCGGCCAGUGCUGUGGAGAUCCCCUACCCGUACGAGCAGGUCUGGAGGGCCAACAAGGCACAAGGCAGAGAGAGGCCUUAGAACGGACAAGGCCUAGGAAAUAAAAUG